Molecule: messenger RNA, 963 nt
Organism: Scleropages formosus (Asian bonytongue)
Lineage: Eukaryota; Metazoa; Chordata; Actinopteri; Osteoglossiformes; Osteoglossidae
Product: claudin-like protein ZF-A89
Exons: 1
Coding region: 176-808 (210 amino acids)
Cellular component (GO): membrane; bicellular tight junction
Molecular function (GO): structural molecule activity
Source: RefSeq, a predicted model, not a curated record
CGGAGUUUCGCCUAUGAGUAUUACAGGUUGACUCCUCCCAGGUUGCGGGAUUCUAUAACUAAGCAACCUGCAGAAGGAGGACUCACAACUGACCACCUGCUGCUUCCAUCCACCACACUGAGCCAGGAGCUGCUUUCUUCCAGCUACGCGCAAGGAAUACAACACUCUUGACAAGAUGGUAUCUGCAGGUUUACAGAUUUUUGGACUCUCGCUAUCCAUCAUUGGGUUUCUUGGAGUCAUAAUUGUGUGUGCCUUACCGAUGUGGCGAGUGACUGCCUUCAUCGGUGCCAACAUUGUGACGGCGCAGAUCAUCUGGGAGGGUCUCUGGAUGAACUGCGUGAUGCAGAGCACAGGACAGAUGCAAUGCAAGAUCUACGACUCCAUGCUGGCCCUUUCCCAGGACCUGCAGGCUGCCCGUGCUCUCAUCGUCAUCUCCAUUAUUGUGGCUUUCCUUGGCAUUCUUCUGGCCGUCGCAGGAGGCAAGUGCACCAACUGCAUUGAAGACGAGUCGACCAAAGCCAAGGUAGCCAUUGCCGCCGGCGUCACCUUCAUCGUGGCUGGCGUCCUCUGCCUCAUCCCAGUCUGCUGGUCGGCCAACACCAUCAUCCAGGACUUCUACAACCCGUUGCUGACGGAUGCCCAGCGCAGAGAGCUGGGGGCAUCGCUGUACGUCGGCUGGGGGGCGGCAGGUCUUCUGAUCCUGGGUGGGGGUCUACUGUGCAGCUCCUGUCCGCCGAAGGAGGAAAGGCCGUAUGAUAUUAAAUAUUCCCAGGCAAGAUCUACAGCUACCAGCAAGGCAUAUGUGUGAACCAUGCCAUUGAACACAUGUGUGGAUCUCUUCUUAUGGACACUGCUUCUGUGUAAUAUUAUGAUCUUGUUCACUUUAUUAAUCCAAAGUAUUUAAACAUUAUUAAGUAAACAUAAAAACUGAAUUAAAGCAAAGAUUAGUUUAAAAGUAUGAAA